This is a messenger RNA of Choloepus didactylus (southern two-toed sloth), 2078 nucleotides long. It is a transcript of the gene TMEM109, whose product is annotated as transmembrane protein 109. The transcript has 4 exons. Gene Ontology annotation, biological process: cellular response to gamma radiation; intrinsic apoptotic signaling pathway in response to DNA damage by p53 class mediator. The record is from RefSeq and is a predicted model, not a curated record. NCBI's taxonomy places the organism in Eukaryota, Metazoa, Chordata, Mammalia, Pilosa, Megalonychidae. The coding region runs from base 155 to 862 and encodes 235 amino acids.
UGCCGCACGGGGAGGCCGGCCCGGCUCCGAGCGCAUCCCGCCUUGCGCAUGCCCAGACGGUAAACCAACGCCCCGGAGUUGAGGCGCGGAUUUGGUGGCGCGUUUUAGCCAAGUCGCACGUGAAGGGUAACGGUGGCCGAAGUCCAACCCAGCCAUGGCAGGCAAGCCUCUGUUCAAAGCCAUCCUGAUGGUCCUAGGGGCCCUCAUCCUCCUCCACUCAGCCUCGUCCCAGUCCCAGCGAGACUUUGCACCACCAGGCCAGCAGAAGAAGGAAGCCCCAGUUGACCUCCUGACCCAGAUAGGUCGAUCUCUGCGGGGGACACUGGAUGCCUGGAUCGGACUUGAGACCACGAACCUGGUUUCAGAGACAUUGUCUCAGGUGAUGUGGGCCAUCUCAUCGGCCAUCUCGGUGGCCUUCUUUGCUCUGUCUGGGAUCGCCACACAACUUCUGAAUGCCUUGGGACUAGAUGGUGAUGACCUCACCCAGGGCCUGAAGCUCAGCCCAAGCCAGGUCCAGACCUUCCUGCUGUGGGGAGUGGGGGCCCUGGUCCUCUACUGGCUGCUAUCGCUGCUCCUCAGCUUGCUCCUGACCUUGCUGGGGCGCAUCCUGUGGGGCCUGAAGCUUGUCAUCUUCCUGGUGGGCUUUGUGGCCCUGGUGAGGUCGGUGCCCGACCCCUCCACCCGGGCCCUGCUCCUCCUGGCCUUGCUGACCCUCUACGCCUUGCUGAGCCGGCUAACUGGCACCCGGGCCUCGGGGGCCCACCUGGAGGCCAAGGUGCGGGGGCUGGAGCGCCAGGUGGAGGAGCUGCGUUGGCGACAGAAGCGGGUGGGCAAGGGGCCCCGGAGCGUGGAGGAGGAGUGAGGAUGUACCCAGCAACGCCGCCACCAUCAUACCAAAGAGCUGAGCUGCUUCUGGGUCACCAAGCCCUCCCUCCAGUCCCCUGCCUUUCUCUUGCCCUGUGUCUGAACCUUCAAGACCUUUGCCUCCGUGCCUGACCCCCUAGCCAAGAGAGAGGACACCCUGUCCCUUGCUGGUCCCCAGGGGCCCUGUCUUCUGAGGUUCUCUGUCUGGGGUUGGUCCUCUUAACCCUCUCGCUGUACCCAGCCUGCCUUAGCCAGGGCAGGUUAGAGGGGCCUCACCUCCUGCUUCUGCAUCUGCCCGCAGCAAACAUCACUGCCAUUGGUCUCCCGCCACUCAGCCGGCUCCCUCGGUGGCAGCCUUGCCUCCCUCCUGAUGCUCUGGCUUCCCUGUCCUUCUGUAGUGCCUCCUCUGCCAAGGCCCCACUCGCUUGCCGGGUUUUCCUUUCAGCCCUGUCCUCCAACCCAACCACAGUCCCUCAAGGCAUGCUUCUGUCCUUCAUUGCCCAGCAUGGCGGAAGAAACAGGACAGAUGACGCCUGAGGAGAAGGGAGGGGACAACAGGGUCCCCCUGUGGGGAGAUUCUGGUGUGGGGCUAGGGGUGAGGAUGUAGAUGUACCUUGAGUCUGUUACAAGUGCCUUAAUCCCAGCCAGUAGGACCUGCUGCUUUAUGUCGGGGAGAGAAGGGUCCCUCUCAGACGUUUGACUCUCCUUUUGCCAAAGUAAAAAAGGGUGCUGCUUGGGAGGCCUGUGCCUGCAGUAGGAGCCUGCAGGGGAUUUCAGAGACCCUGAAGGAGGAAGGGGGCCUUCUCCUUGUCUGCACGGCUCCAGGCCCUUCUCUACCCCCUCCCUCCUCUCACUGCCACCAAGGAGUUGCCGAUCUGUGCCCACCCUGGCAGCCUAGAAGGAGCACCAGGAGACGGGUACCAUGCUGUGGGAGGGGGGGCAGGGUGAGCCUGCGGCUGAUCCUUCCACCAGGGCUCUCAUUCUUGGUGGCCAGGGGCCACUUCUUCCCUUGAGGCUCUGGUAGGGGCGAGUGUCCUUCUCCGCCAAGCCUGGCACUUGAUGUGAAGAAUAAAUGCCCCAUUCUUACUGUUAAGAUUUGAUGUGGACUCACAGCUGCAAUGAUAGAUAUUUUUAUCAGUGCUCGGUUGGUUUUAAAUGAAGUGCAUGCUAUUUUAUUAUCUUGUUCCAUAUAAAAUAUAUUUACUCAAAGUCUG